Molecule: messenger RNA, 1563 nt
Organism: Penaeus vannamei (Pacific white shrimp)
Lineage: Eukaryota; Metazoa; Arthropoda; Malacostraca; Decapoda; Penaeidae
Source: RefSeq, a predicted model, not a curated record
UGGACACGAGCGGGAGCAAGUGCCGCUUCCCCCUCUGGAUCGGCGGCCCCCACUGGCACUCCCUGGACGGCAGCACCACGCUCUCCGUCACCCGCAGGAACUCCACGCUCAGGCUCAACGGACACUCCUCCGCCGGCCCCGUCACCCACGCCUGCCUCGAGCCCUUCGCCCACACCGCCCGCUCCGCCACCUACGUCACCAGGGUCAUUCGCGGAUGCACAAGCGGAUACCAGUGUGUCCGGAUACUGGCAAGGGAUAUGCACGUCCUCGAGUUGCUAAUGGGGAGAGUCACCCCCGUGGCCAACGUCGCCUGCAGCCAGUACUUCUUCAACCCAAAUUCCACUGACUUCACCACCUUCGUCAGCGGCAACGCGGGCACCAUCGAGUGCCCGAGCACCGGCCGCUACAAGGUGACGAGCGGCAACAACGGCGACAGCGACAACAAGGAGAACCUGAACGUGGCGGCCUCGACCUCGCUGGCCAGCGGCGAGAGCGGCGUGGGCGGUGGCGGCGGCGGCGGCGACGGCGGCGGCGUGGCGCUCACCGACCUCAACAUGGGCGACCAGAACUCGCGCUGCGCCGAGGCCUCCUACAAGUCCCUCAGCUUCGGCUGCUCCAACCUCGACACGCUCGAGAUACAGACCACGUGCGACCGGGAAGUGUAUUCCUGCCACGGGUCGUGGGCGGAGGCGGGUCGCGAGUACGUCGUCGUGACGCCCACCUCCCGGAGCAGCAAGGGCGUGAGGCGGCUGUGUCUGGUGCUAGAUCACGGCGUGGGCGUCCUCUCCCUCGCCUCCUCCACCCACUCCUGCAGCCGGGACCUGACGCCCGGCCUCCACGGACACAUCGCGUUCAACACCACAAACGACGGCGGAUGCCACGACGUCUCACCCACCAACGGAAGCCCCGCCCCCUUGGGAAGCUCCCCGCUCUCAUUGGCGAUUGCCGUCAUGACGUCAUUGUUGAUGUCACGUGGGCUAGUGCUGUUACGAUGACCUUGAUGUGUGUGUGCUGUGUGAUAGAAAAAAAGGAAGCUUUAUGCGUGGUUCUGAAGCAGGACGAUCUUCACAAGCUCCGUGAUAAAGGCUGUGUUGGAAUCACAUGGAAAAAUGAGAUUGUCCAGGCAACGCAAGUGUUAAUUUUAUGUGUAAAGGAAGAAACGAAUAAAUGAUAAUAGUGAAACGGGGAAGUUCCCCCUCAAAAAACACACCAUCAAGUGAUUCCUGCUCAUCAGUAAUGUGUAUUAAGAGUGUAGAGUGAUAGUAGUUGAGUAGUGUACAUGUCAUGGUGUACAGUGUCCGUCGGUUAGUGUGGAUGUACAGUGUAUCCUUAGCAGUGUUCUCGUCUGCAAACUGCAGUAGAAGUUGACAUGUAAUAAACUUUAAACAGACUAAACAAUGUCCCGAUGAUGUUUCGGUGUCAUGAUGUACCAAAGAUAAUGCUUUUUAUCAAACAUGUAGCGCGGCCGCGUCCGCAAGGAGCAUCCACGUCGCGCGGGGGCUGCGUCCGAUGCCGGAGGGCUUCCGCGGGCCGGGCUUCGGGCCUUCGGAGGCCUCCCGCCUC